GCUUGGAGGAUCAACGUCGAGGAGAGAAGCGUCCGUCGUCUCUUCUUUUAUUUGGUUUUAACAAAUCCAUUUGGUACAAGAAACAAGAUGAAAGUGGUUAUUUUGCUGUUCAUCUUUUGUCCUUUAGCAUCUUCAGUGAUCCACUCCCUGAAGUACUUCGACACUGGAUCCUCCCACGUGCCAAACUUCCCAGAGUUUGUGGCUGUUGGGAUGGUUGAUGGUCUUCAGAUGUUUCAUUAUGACAGCAACACUCAGAGAGCAGUACCCAAACAAGACUGGAUGGACCAGGUCACAACAGGUGACCCACAGUACUGGGAGAGGGAGACUGGAUAUAUGAUGAGAGCCCAGCAGGACUUCACAACCAACAUUGAGACUGCGAAGCAGCGCUUCAACCAAACUGGAGGUGUCCACAUUGUUCAGUUCAUGAGUGGCUGUGAGUGGGACGAUGAGACUGGAAACAUUAAUGGAUAUCAACAGCAUGGUUAUGAUGGAGAAGACUUCAUCGCUCUGGACCUGAAGACAGAGACAUGGGUCGCUCCGACACCACAGGCUGUCAUCACCAAACUGAGAUGGGAUCUAGACAAAGCUAGGUUGGCUUACUUGAAGAACUACUACACCCAUGUGUGUGUUGACUGGCUGAAGAAGUAUCUGCAGUAUGGGAGCAACAGUCUCCAGAGGACAGUCCCUCCCUCAGUGUCUCUGCUCCAGAAGUCUCCCUCCUCUCCAGUCACCUGCCAUGCUACAGGUUUCUACCCUGACAGAAUCGUGAUGUUCUGGAGGAGAGAGGAAGAGGAGGUCCAUGAGGAGGAGAAGCAUGGUGAGCUCCUCCCCAACCACGAUGGAACCUUCCAGAGGAGCGUUCAACUCCUCGUUGACCUUUCAUCAAUGAAGUCUGAGGAGUGGCAGAAGUACCACUGUGUGGUUCAGCUUUCUGGGAGGAAGGACGACAUCAUCAUCAAACUGGACCCAUCACAGAUCAAGACCAACUGGAAAGAUCCUGCCACCAUCAUGCCCAUCAUCAUUGGAGUGCUUGUUGCUGUCAUCUUCAUCAUGGCAGCCAUUGGCGUGGCUUGGUACAUGAAGAAGAAAGCCAAGCGCCCUCCACCUUCUCCUGACAGCGGCUCUGAGCUCUCUCAGCAGCUGAACCUGAUGCUUCACACUGAACUAAGUCUGUGGACACGUUGGGGAAUCAAGCAGACUUCAGUGCAUAACUCGGGAACGUGUCAGUUAAAAAUCAUUCAUUAAUCAUAACGGGUUUAAGUGGUGUGGGGAGUUACACAUGACAUGUUGAAGGACAAAAGUCAACAAUCUCUGCAGAAAGUUUUAUUUUAAUUUAAAGAUCUGUAUUUUUAAAAAUUUUCAUGAUUUAAAAAAUAUAUAUAUAUUUUUAGAUUUAUAAUUUUUUCCAAUUAUUUAUGUAUUAUUUAUUUUUAUGAUUGUUUAAAGCUCUGCAGAAUGGAGACUUCUCCCUGGUGGUAAAAUCUGUCUUUGGAAAAUGAACGCUGAGUUAAAAGGGAGGGAAUUUCAUUUAUUUGGCCUUGUUUAAAGAGAGGGAUCUGAAAAUCACACACACACACACACACACACACACACACACACACUCUGUGAAACAAGUUGUGUGGUUGAAGGUUCCAGAUUGUUUUAGGUCGUACUAGUUCUUCUGACCCACUCAUAGUGUGCAGCAUGUGUGUUCAGGGGCUGCUGCUGAAUUGGUGUAGAAUCAGGUUUAAUGUGCUGAAUAGUUUUCAUGCCCUGUAAGACGUCAUCUUGAUUUGUCAUAACGUGGUUGAAGGCUUCUGUUCUUUUUCUCUCUAUGUGACCAUAUUUGCACAAGUUAUGCUCAAGAAAUGUUGACAUGUUUUGCUGGGAAAUGGUUUUAAUCUGUGGCAGAUUCCCCCACCCCUAGUGGUGGUGGGGGAAUCUGCAGCCCUGACAAUG
This is a messenger RNA of Lampris incognitus (smalleye Pacific opah), 1938 nucleotides long. RefSeq names its product class I histocompatibility antigen, F10 alpha chain-like. Gene Ontology annotation, cellular component: external side of plasma membrane. The transcript is spliced from 8 exons. The record is from RefSeq and is a predicted model, not a curated record. Bases 88 to 1245 code for a protein of 385 amino acids. NCBI's taxonomy places the organism in Eukaryota, Metazoa, Chordata, Actinopteri, Lampriformes, Lampridae. Gene Ontology annotation, biological process: immune response.